GCUGAACGCUUAGAAGCAAGACGACGUUCACUUUCCUUCUUCAACAAUGUCGAUGUCAAGGAAGGGUGACAUUGGAGCAUCUGGCGCAAAGGGCGCUCUAUCUGCUGCUGCCAAGUUGCGCGAACAAGUUGCGCUGGACGCGACGGUGCAAAAUGAUCCAAAGUACAAGAAAUAUGCGCAGCAGGUUGAGAAAUGUCUUGCCAGCUUUGAGACGAUGCAUGAAUGGCCGGAUUUCAUUGCGUUCCUGAAACAGUUGCUUAAGACGCUUCAAUCAUAUACGCAGUUUAAGGAGAUACCCCGUAAACUCAUCGUAUCGAAACGCCUUUCGCAGUGUUUGAUUCCGGCUCUGCCAUCUGGAGUGCAUCAACGCGCACUAGAUGUUUACUCUCAUAUCCUUUCAGUGCUUGGUCCGGAUGGACUGAAGCGAGAUCUUCCACUGUGGUCGUCUGGCCUAUUCCCAUUCUUUGAAUAUGCCGCAACAAAUGUCAAGCCAGUACUUCUUGGUCUAUUUGAAAAGUAUUACGUGCCUUUGCAAGCCGAGCUUCGCCCAAUCAUGCGCGCAUUUAUCCUUGCGCUCCUUCCAGGCUUAGAGGAAGAGACAAGUGAAUCGUUUGAACAAGUCAUGGACUUGCUUGAUCAAUUAUCCAAGGCAGUAUCACCUGCUUUCUUUUUACAGAAUAUCUGGCUUGUUAUGUUGACGACACAAGUCCCGCGUGCAUAUUGUCUGACAUACCUCUCACGUCGGCUUCCACGAUUAGACGCGAAUAAAGAUAUUGCACCCAUUGUCGGACGCGAUAUCGGACUUAUGUUACGAGCAUUCGCCGCCGCACUAGGUGACGACAACUUACUAGUUCAGCGUGGUGCCCUCGACUUGCUUCUGACGUCACUGAGGCUGGAAGGCGCAGCACUAACAGCUGCUUCGGCUGCCGACCGAUCCCUAUUGAUGCGUGCCGCGACUGGGGUGGUGUUGCGACGUGAUCUCUCACUCAACCGCCGGCUCUUCGCGUGGCUCCUUGGACCAGACGAGAACGCCGAAAAGCAGGCUGAAUAUUUCCAAGCGUAUGCUCGCUCGCUGCUUGUGGAUACAUUGCGUGAUGAGAUGUUCCAUCCUUCCUCAGAGUAUUCUAUCACGCGGCCCUUCAAGAUAUAUAUCUCAUUACUUGACAAGUGGGAGAUUGGUUCUCCACUUACAGAGGUCUUGAUAUAUGACGUUCUGAAGUCGAUUAAGAGCUCUGUACAGAAUAGUACAGAUGGUGGGGAAGAAAUACUUGUAACAGCAAAUACCUUGUAUGAGGCCGUUGAGCCUCGCGCAAUAUGGAAGCAGCUGUUUAAAGCAGUCCGAAACGAAGUGUUGAACACGACGUCUGAAACGGAGUGCAUUGGGAUGCUGCUCUUUGUCCUGAAAACAUUCCGUAUGGAGGAUGACGAAGUACAGAAGUUACACCUUCCGCUUGUCUUUUGUGCACUCAUGGAGAAGCUUGAGCAACUUGCAAGGAAAGACCCGCAUCGAGUGACGUCUACUACUUUCAGAGCUGCUAUGGGUUUGCUUGAAGAGGUCGCAGAACACACCCCUGUAUCAGGAAUGACUAGUCCAUUGCAUCUCCCUGACUUCGCUUUUGGCGGAAGUUUCGAUGACGCAGCGUGCGCUUUCUACGGCGUCGCGUCAAAGGAAUCUACUGAGAAUGUCACCGGAGAAUCCGAAGGCGGUGCAGACUCGAGCCCAGUUACAGCCAAGGCUCGCCGACUUUCAUCCGCCGUACCUUUUGUUGCGUCCUUCGAACAUCUUUCUGAGCUGACGUCAACUUGUGUCCAUACAAGCACUGUAAAUGGAUCAAGUGGGGAAGAAAAGCAUUCAGGGCCUCGUUCAGAUGCGUUGCAUCUAGCCUUCGUACAAGGUGUCUCUCUGCUGCUGAAAUUGAUCACCUCGCUAGACGAAACAGCACACACCUCGGGUGCCUUCCCGCUAGCACUAACAUGGGAUGCUGAGCAAUGGCUCGACUGUAUAUCCAGACCCCUCAGUUUGCCAAGCUGUUCUUUCCAAGGCGCAGACAAAGUCGUUUCUCUUGCAAUCCGUCUACAUUCGACGCCCGUUCUAGAACCGACUCCGUCUCUCGAUGAUCGGCAAAGGUUAAUAGCAAUGAUGCACGCACUUAUGACCUACUUGCGACCCGAAACGACCCCAUAUCACGUUCGUGCCAUUCGACUGAUUUGGGAGCUGGAGCACGCGACGACGCACCAGCACCUUGAGUCAAUUAUUGCACGUUCGCUGGUGGCGGACAGCCCCAAAGAUGGUUAUAACGCAUAUGGAGCAUUUGGUGUGCUCUGGAGAUUGUCUGACGACAACCAACAACCUGGCAUACACUUCAAGAUCCCAAUGCUUAUCGUGCUGGAUAGCCUGAAGAGCGACGAUCCUGUCUUGCACCGUAUCGGCGAAACAUGGAUGCGAUGCAAUCUGAAGUCCUAUCCGCGUGUGUUGGAUCCUAUCCUGAUUGAGCUACUAGACCCAGCGAUCCAGCAGAGCGCAAACCUGAUAAUAGUUGGUGGACGGGAGAUCCGAGGCUUUGUUUACGACAAGGCUUUUGAUCAACAUCGUGUCGCUUACCUGCUUGAUGUGCUCUUGCAAAUCGCUAGAUAUGGAGGCCAAAAUUUCAACAGGAUAAUCUCGUCCACUUACGUGUCUCGUACAUCAUGUCCUCAACUACUUGAAGAGAUUUCAAGCCGCGGUCUUAAUCCCGCAAAUGUGACGUAUUCCGCUGUGCUAAUGGAAAUGUUGAUCCGCUUCUUGCAGACUGAACCGAAGACGUCAUUGUUGAAGUCGAUGCAGCGGAUGAAUACCGAAAUUCACUCCGUAGUCAUUGAUCUUUUACAAUGCGUAAUUUCUCGCGGUGAUCUUGAUCAACCCACGGUUGACACGCUGGAGUCAGCAAUAACAGCUAAACUAUUUGCAUUUGUCCACUUCGAGCACCUGGAGUUGCAAAACAAACUGCUACAUCUGUUGCACUCUGUCAUCUCUCUAUCGGCCGCGGCGACGGACAAGCAACGAACGAAGAGUCCGGCCAUGGCGUUGCGGGAUCUUACUGAUCCUAUAUCGGCUGAUGGUGAUGCAGUGGCACAACCGCCAGCAGGUUCCGUCUCUACCAAUGCCCUCUUCGUACAAAUGCUUGUCGAUGGUGUCUCCACUCCUAGUAACCGACCUUUGCUUCAUCACUGGCUUGAUUUCGUUCUGUUGACUGUCCCCCAAUUCCCACACAUUCUUGCUCCCGCUAUCUUUCCGCUGAAUGCCUGUGCAUGUCGACAAGUUCGAAGAGCACUAAGCGAGUUCGGAUCUGUCCUUUCUAUGUCUCAAGCACCUUCAAAAGAAGUUGUAUCUUGUGUGGAUGAUGCAGAAUUCGUCAUGCUUCUAAAUGCAUUGGAGAGGCUCAUUCUUCUCAGUUUGGACGAAAUGGACUCUAGUAUAACAGAAGAAGCAAAUUUACCUGAUAAGCCGACGUCAGACGGCACUGGGUUGUUUAGUAUGGUCUCGAACGUAUUCUUAGCGGAUUCGCCGAAUACGGCGGUUGAGACUAACAUGACAGCUCGUUCCCUGGCUUACCGCGCCCUUCACGAAGGUGUCAGAGUGCUUUACGAGACCUGGAAUCUUGUGUCGGACGCUGUGUCCGCAACUCACCCCGCGGUUGAAACGCUUGUCCACUUAUUUGCGAGGACAUCAAAUCGAUGCCGGAAAGUUCUGGAAAGGCUGUAUCGGGCACACGCAUUUGAGGUUAUAGAGUCGGUGAUCGAGUGUUGGCAUAUUGAUCAGGACAAGGACAAGCUUGGCCAAGUCGCUUUCGACAUUGUCGAUUUCUUAACGGCGAGCGCACAAAAUGUUGUUCACAUUGUAUGUGAGAGCAUUUCAUGGCGAAUAAACCCGACGGCGGGAGAACGCACCAGGAAACAAGUGCUGAACCCUGAACUGACGGAUGCCUUGCUGUUCACGUUCCUCGAAGAGUAUCUAUCGAAAUUAGAGAACCCAUUAGCUCUUCAAGUCUGGCCGCGAUAUCUGUCCUUGGCGAAAGAUGUUGCGGCUAAUGUGAAGGAAUUCCGAUCUCAGGUGUUCCCUGUCCUUCGAUGCAUGACAGUACUGGCCUUAAAGAUAACCCAGACGACUGCAAUUGAAGAUCGUAGGACAAAGAAAGAUAUUCAGGACACGUAUGGGAAAUUACUCGACGCAUGCGUUCUUUUGUCGGGGAAAUCUCUUGAUCAAGGUAUCUGGCCAAGGAGGACAAAGGAAAACCUGUCUUCUAUUAAUGGCAGCGGUGUACCACUCUCUCGUACACAAUCCGAGACGAAUCUGGCUGAAAAGCACAACGCUCCACCCUCUUCAGACGAAUCGGCACAGAAGUCACCAGUUCUAGACUUGACUGAUCGCAUAAACCAGUACUUAGCAGUCGACGUAUUACCGAACCUCCGUCGUUUCCUCAUUGAAAAUGACAAAAUCCUUGCGGCGUGCAACAAUAUCGUAUAUUACGUCCUAAACCCUGUGCUGAGGAGUCGUUCAAGCAGGAUAGCAGAUAUCGAUGACAUCUAUAUCACCAUAAUAGAGCAGAUGUCCAAGAUCCCUGCAGCCGUGAAGUCAUGGCGCAGCCCGGCUGUUGACAUCUUUAAUGACAACAAAUUCUUCUCAGUGGCGCCGCCCUCAGGUCUGAAGUGGCGAACUAUUGUGAAGACGUUGAUUGAUGCAGACAAAGCUGCCUUUGGUGAACUACUGGGCAAAAUUACUUCUACAUCGUCAGCAAAUAUCUUCACCAAUAGGGAAUAUGAGAUGCAGAUGAAGGCACAGAAUAUCCGAAGGCUGUCCUUCGUCCUUUUCGCUUCCGAAAAGAACCAUUUCCUCACGCAAUUGCCUGCCGUGCAAGAAAAAUUGGUUGAUCUUCUGCGCAGCAGUGGUGCACCUGUCGUAGAAAGCGAGGUGUUUCUCUGUAUUCGUGUGCUCAUCUGCCGUCUGUCUCCAUAUAAUUUGUCAAGUUUCUGGCCAGUACUCCUUUCCGAACUUAUUCGUAUCUUCUCACAAGUAAUGGCCGAAGCACCCUCGGAUGGUUCCGACGCGUUGCAAGCCGUUCUCGCUGCUUGCAAGCUUAUUGACUUGCUACUUGUCCUUCAGACCGAGGAAUUCCAAAUUCACCAAUGGAUGUUUAUCACGGACACAGUCGACGCGAUCUACCGCCCUGAUGAUUGGUUCCCAGAAGCGAUCAUGGAUCAGCUUUCCGAAAUGGUCGGCGACCUUCCUGCAACGGACCUGAGGCGUCCGUCGGGCUUUGCUUUACCGGAUGCAAUGUCGUCGAAUGGUGGUCGACAGCCCCUGCUUUCAUCAGUGAAGCAAAUAGACAGCAUCCGGGAUCUAGCGCCUUUCUUUGCGCAUCUGAGUAUUAUGUCCUAUGAAGGUGUUUAUGCAAGCGCCGGAGCGGUCGAUUGGGAAGCUGUCGAGUCAAGUUUGGUGACGGAUAUUUUUGACGGUCGAUGAGUUUGCUGCACAUCGCUUUUAAAUUAUCGCAUUCUCGUAAUAUUUGUUUCUGUUCACGACGUUCACGACCAUACCCUUCCCAGUCCGAGGAUCUGGCAUAUCUUUUUUCUUCGUAUAGUAUCAUAAUUAA
Molecule: messenger RNA, 5630 nt
Organism: Fomitiporia mediterranea MF3/22
Lineage: Eukaryota; Fungi; Basidiomycota; Agaricomycetes; Hymenochaetales; Hymenochaetaceae
Exons: 27
Coding region: 47-5500 (1817 amino acids)
Biological process (GO): Golgi to endosome transport
Cellular component (GO): trans-Golgi network; endosome
Source: RefSeq, a predicted model, not a curated record